ACGUUCAUUUAGCCCUUUCAUUUUCUUCACGCGCUCUCUGCAUUCUCUCUCUUAGGUUUUUACUCUCUCUCUCUAAGUUGAUGGCGGAGGUACAGAACGGAAGUGGAGCUGAGGAGAAGGCCUCUACUGUGGCUUUUACGGCGGUGAAGCCAUGGCUGGUGGUGGAUGCGCCGAAAGCCAGCGACGCCGUGCAGUUUUACAAGACUGCCUUCGGAGCUGAGGAGCUGAGCCGCCUUAUGAACCCCAAGAGGAAGGCUGAUCAUGAGAUUCCACUUGUUCUAUCUGCUGAACUCAGGAUCGGCUCCGCCAUUAUUGUUGUAUCUGAUCUCAUUGACGACUCGUCUGCUACGGUCAAGUCUGCAGUAACCGGAGGUGUGAUCUGCCUUGAGACUGAGGACAUCGAAGCUGCCUUGGCCCAGGCUGUAGACGCGGGCGCCACUACGGAAGGAGAGAUCUCCGAGGGUGAAGACGCCUGCUGCCGCGGGCGCGUGGGCAAGGUGAAAGACCCCUAUGGUAAUAUCUGGCUUAUCUGCUCUCCCUCGAAGAAAUGCGCCGACGUGGAAGCUUAAGAACCCUCUGAUGUUUAAUCAAUUAACUUGCAUUACUUUUUGAAGUCUUGUUUGUUUCUAUUUUGUCUCCAGUCAAACUUGGUUAACUUUUGGAACCGUUAAUGGGAGUGGUAUUAGUAUAUCAUGUAUUGGUGAGGGAUUUUGUUGGAUUAUGUGACCUUUAAUCUGACAGCUGGCAGUUAUGUGCUGACUAAGGUUUUAUUAUGGGUGGGAGUAUUUUCGUUUUAA
This is a messenger RNA of Olea europaea var. sylvestris, 797 nucleotides long. RefSeq lists its product as uncharacterized. NCBI's taxonomy places the organism in Eukaryota, Viridiplantae, Streptophyta, Magnoliopsida, Lamiales, Oleaceae. Bases 81 to 569 code for a protein of 162 amino acids. The record is from RefSeq and is a predicted model, not a curated record. The transcript has 2 exons.